This is a messenger RNA of Drosophila melanogaster (fruit fly), 386 nucleotides long. It is a transcript of the gene Mzt1, whose product is annotated as mitotic spindle organizing protein 1. The record is from RefSeq and is marked reviewed. The coding region runs from base 72 to 320 and encodes 82 amino acids. Gene Ontology annotation, cellular component: microtubule organizing center; gamma-tubulin ring complex. The transcript has a single exon. NCBI's taxonomy places the organism in Eukaryota, Metazoa, Arthropoda, Insecta, Diptera, Drosophilidae. Gene Ontology annotation, biological process: gamma-tubulin complex localization.
UUAUCUGUCAGCAUUGCCCUAAAUUAUUUAGAGAUUUAUUCCGAGUUUAUAUCAAAAUUUGUGGAAUAAGUAUGUCAGAACAACCGACACAACAUAAAUCCGACGAUCGCUUCACUAUCCUGCAAACCUUAUCGGAUGUAGUGGACUCUGGUCUCAGCAAGGAAGCCCUUAAAAUCUGCAUCGAACUGGUGGACAAUGGUGUCUGUGGUGGAGCACUAGCACAUGUAAUUCGAACCAUUAGAGAGGAGAUUCAAGAUGAUGAAGAUAAGGAAAGUGAUGAUUCCGGAGAAUCGGCUGCAUCAACAGACUCAACUUUGUAGGAAAUGAAUAUAAAAUAUAUUUUUGUGUUUAUAUUUUGUGUUUGUUAAAUUAAAAGUUCAACUUUC